Messenger RNA from Xiphophorus couchianus (Monterrey platyfish), 3047 nucleotides. RefSeq names its product solute carrier family 22 member 13-like. The coding region runs from base 239 to 1927 and encodes 562 amino acids. Gene Ontology annotation, molecular function: transmembrane transporter activity. Gene Ontology annotation, cellular component: membrane. The transcript has 9 exons. The record is from RefSeq and is a predicted model, not a curated record. Gene Ontology annotation, biological process: transmembrane transport. NCBI's taxonomy places the organism in Eukaryota, Metazoa, Chordata, Actinopteri, Cyprinodontiformes, Poeciliidae.
AAUCACAAAGAGACAUCCAGAUAUAUGGAUGUACUGUCAGCAAAAUCCGUAGACAUGCCUGCUGAUAAGUGACAUGUUCCUAGGGAUUCCUGUGGAAAGUAAUUGAGCCCUAGUUUUUUUCCAUUGGAAACCGUAAAAUUAAACAUGCUGUUGUCUUGCUUCGAGGUGAGAUAAGUAGUUAAACGUUAACGCCGCUUAAAUCUGUUGUUUGGUCUUCACACAUCGAAGUGACACCAACAUGGCAGACUUUGGAGAGAUCCUCAGGAACAUUGGAGAGUUUGGCUUGUUCCAGCAGCUUACUCUUACUGCACUCGCGUUUCCAAACUUCUGCCAGGGUUUUCUGAUGUCCAGCUUUCUUUUCAUCCAGUCCGACCCAGAGCGCCACUGCAACACGGACUGGAUCCUCAGAGCUGCUAACCUGACCACAGAGGAGCAGCUGAACCUCACCGUGCCCAGGGAGGAGGAUGGGAGCUUCAGCCGCUGUCGGAUGUUCGUCCCUGUGGACUGGGACAUCCAGGAUAUCAGGGAGUUCGGCCUCAAUGAGACAACAGGCUGCAGGGAUGGAUGGGUUUAUGGCAGCAUGCUGUAUGAAUCCACCAUAGUUACUGAUUUUGAUUUGGUGUGUGGCCGGUCCAACAUGGUGGGAGUGAUACAAACGGUGUUUUUGGCUGGAAUCCUCCUGGGUUCUCUCAUGUUUGGACCUUUUGCUGAAUCGUUCGGUCGUAAGCGAGCAACUCAAAUUCCAGCGGUGAUAUCGUUUGUGUUCACCUUAACAACAGCUCUGUGCCCCAGCAUUUACUUAUACUUAGCGUCCAUUUUCAUGAUGGGAAUUGGAGCUGGUGGAUAUCGAGUCAACUGUAUUAUACUGGCCACCGAAUGGAUCGGCGUGUCCAAAAGGUCGUGGGGGGCAUGUGUGACGCAGUUCUUCGGCUCGGUCGGACAGUGCGUCCUGGCUGGUACCGUCUAUGGCAUCAGAAAGUGGAGAGUGGCUCAACUGAUCUCUGCAGCGCCUCUUGCGGUGGUUGCUGUCUACAUAUGGUUCAUCCCAGAGUCAGCCAGGUGGCUGUUAAACAAGGGACGGACAGAGGAAGUGAAGCAGCUCAUUGCCAAAGCAGCCGCUGUUAACAAACAGCCGGUCCCUCACUCUCUGCUGGAAAAGGUUACCGUGAACACAACCCCAAACAAUGGUGGCAUGAAGAUCAUUUUCAGAUCCCCACUGCUCACCAGAUAUUUCCUUACUGUUGUCCUGGCUUGGUUUUCACUGAACCUCUGCAUCUACUGCCUGUACUUAGACAUGGGAAACCUUGGCUUUAGCAUCUUUUUGACCCAGUUCCUCUUUGGUGCUUUUGAAAUACCUGCUGUUCUAUUCUCCAUGUGGCUGUUGGAGAUUUUUGGGAGAAAAGCGUUAUUCAUAUUUACCCUGGUAAUAGGAGGACUUUCUUCUUUGCUCAUUGUUGCUGUUCCUCAAGGUAAACCUUUUGGUUGGAUUGAUAUUACACAAUACGUGCUUGGUCUAUUUGUCAUUCUUUCUUUUAUCCCCCUUCCUAGAACAUGCUCUAGCUGUUACGUCUUUGGCUGUGGCCGCUCGCUUCUUCCUGGUCUGGGCUGGUUCUGUAGCACUCAACUCCUGGAUGUAGACGCCUACAUCCAGGAGUUGAGUCCAACAUCAGUUCGACAAACUGCCACCGCUCUGGGCUCGAUAGCAGCAAGAGCAGGAGUGUUACUGGCGCCGCUGCUGAACAUGCUGGCUGUGUACCACUGGGUCAUCCCCAUCGUCUCAAGCAGCCUGACAAUCGUCGGCGGAGCCCUCGGCUUCCUGCUCCCAGAGACCAAGAAAACUGAGCUUCCUGAGACAGCUGAAGAGGCGGAGAAAAACAGAGUCGCAGCAUCAGGAUCCGAUUCACCUUCUGAGGAGAACACGUUAUGAACUUUUGCCUGUCUACCUGUUUCAAAAUCCAUUACUGGCAACAUUCAUGGUUACCAUUUACCUAACUGUAGCUACUUUGAGAGAGGAGAGGCCAACACUUAUUCUGCAAGAACAGAGAUUUGUUCUUUUACCUGAGGCUCCAAGAACAAGAACAAGAACUGAGUUCUUUGUGGCUCAAAUCCAGAACUCCCGGGAAGAACACAACCAUCCUGUUGCUUUACUUCUGAGCUAUACAGUGUCAGUUGUUUUGCAAUCAGAAGGUUGAAGGUUUGAUUCCAGCUUUUGCUUCCGGCCAAGUUACCUUCUGAGCUGUCUGUUGAUGUAUCCAGGGAAAGUGCUGCAUAAAUUGAGACCAUUUACCAUCUUUCUAUUACACAAAGUCAUCGCAAAUAGACCAACCACAUAUAGUGUAAUAUCAAUCCAACCUCGACUCCCAUCCUCGUUUCUUUUGCCGCAUGUCUUUCCUCUCGCUGCUCCCUUCAUGUUGGAUUACUGAAAUGUGGAGGCUACUAGUGCCGAAAAAAUUCUUUAAAAAAAUAAAUAAAUCCCCCAUCAGUCCUGCAUUUCCACGAAUGACCAUCGGGGGCGCAGUUUUUCAGCAAGAUAGCACCCGUUAAUGCAGUCCAUGGAAAUAUGGGCUGCCUUUAUCACGCAGAUUACAUUUUCUUCUUUGUUUUAUCUUUAUGUUUACCUGGAAUCAAAUAAAAAAUUCCUACCCCUGCCUCCUCUCCCCUCAAUCAAAAAAAAAGAGAUAAAUAUAUCCUAUUUACGUUAAACUUAGAAAAUGACUCAACCAUGUCAUAGUUCAUACAUUUGAACGUUUAUUACACAAGUCAUUGAUGAAUACAUUCAGAGAAAGGACUAUUCAUUUACAAGAUACAUUUUCAUAUAUCUUCUCUUAAAUCUUUCUUACGUUUGUGUCUAUUAACAAAAAAAUCUUCCUGCAAAUCAUGUGACGUUAUCCAUAAUAUAAUAUGUACAUAAAUUGUUCUUUAUUGAAAGAGUACUUAUCAAACAAAAAAUUUCUAAUCUGAUUGAAUUUGGUAAAAAUAUGUAAUUUAGUUGAUUUGUUCAUAAUGUGUAUCCACUGGCUUGCCAGGGUCGGAUCUGUAAACGGAAG